Corvus hawaiiensis (hawaiian crow) is the source of this 6119-nucleotide messenger RNA. RefSeq names its product T-cell antigen CD7-like. The transcript has 13 exons. Lineage: Eukaryota; Metazoa; Chordata; Aves; Passeriformes; Corvidae. Gene Ontology annotation, cellular component: membrane. Gene Ontology annotation, biological process: adaptive immune response. Gene Ontology annotation, molecular function: signaling receptor activity. Bases 3672 to 4643 code for a protein of 323 amino acids. The record is from RefSeq and is a predicted model, not a curated record.
CAGCUCCAGUCUAUGGCAGCCCAGGGCUGGGACUGCUGCUUGUGACUGGCUGGGGGACAGCUUGCCCAGGGUGGUAAAGAAAAAACAAAGGUUGUUCUGUGUGUCAAAGGCAGUGGCCAAGGGGAGGCAAAGAUCUUAUGGCUCUGUGGAGAGAUCUGGGAUUGUAGGAAGAGGGGAAAGGAGAGGGUUGUUGUAACUUCGUGCUGCAUUUGCUGAGCGUUAAAAUCUACUUGGACAGCUUGAUCUGCCUCCUUGCCACCCCAAAACACCCCACCCAAAACAGGGAGAAGAAAGCAGCAGAUCUUACCUGUACCCUGUGCUGACAGGACCUGAUCUUGCAGAGCCUGGGAGCCCUUGCAGGGUCAGGCAGUGCCAGACUGCGGAGCAGAUCUCAAAUCCUGUCGGUUCACAUGGCUGCUGCAGUACCUCGAGGGACAGGGUGACUGCCCAGAUCCUAGUGGCUUCUGCAUUUCUGUCUGGAAGAGGAGCUGAAUAAAUUGGGAUUUGGAAAGGCUGUGCAGGCACUUGGAGAAGGGAAGGGAAGAGACAUGAAGGCUUCCUUGGACACAAACAGCUUUUGAGGGAGAAGACUGAGGGAGGAGCCUGCUGAGCCUGCCCUGGCACUGGGAGGAUCUGGGAGAGCUCCAGCCCCGCUGGAGCUGAGCCCCCAGGCAUCCCCAUGGACUCUCCCCACAUCCUGCACUUGGGUUUCCUGCUCCUGGCUCUUGCUGCUCCCCGUCCAAAUAUUGCCAUGUCCAGUGAUGAUCCUGCCAAGGGAACAAAGGACUCUUCCUCUGGCAACACAAUUGUGACAGUCUACCACUGUAAGGACUGUGAGAGCAGCACAUGCCAAGCUAGGGCAAUCAGUUUUGAAAACUUUGAAAAAAUCGCUGAAACACAAACCAUGUCAUUUUCAAAUGGAGUCAUUGAGAUAGUGACCACCGAAACACGCAUCCUUGCGUGCUUUAAGCAAGAAAAGUCUUUUCCUGAAGGAAUUUUUGGCAUCGUCUGGGAAAAAUCUGGGGGAGCAGGACACUCAUGUGGGAUCUUGAAUUCUAAAGAAAAUGGAAGAGGUAACAUCAGUACUGAGGAGAAUAAAAUUUGCUGUGAAGCAGAGACAGAUGUCUGGAAACACAACCCUGCCCUGAAGUGCUACCCUGAAAUGAAACCUGCAGAAACCAGAAACCCAACAGAUGACAUCCCUGGUAAUCCUGAAUAUCCCACCAGCCAAAUGAACAACUUUGGCAUCUUGUUCACAGUUGCCUUCCUUGCGUUUCUCACAGGAAUGUGCACCAUGUAUUGCUACUUUUGGCACCGGCGCGGCCAAGCUUCUAGGCAAGACAGACAGGAUCCUGAGAGAGAAAUACCACUCUGCCAGCAGGACCCUCCACUCUUGUCAUGUCCAGCAGCCACCUGAAAAACAGACUGAUUUUCCAUGAGAACUCCUGCUCUUGUAUUCACAAAUAGUCCUGUUUUCACAAAUGCACCUUCACCAUAUCCACGCCUUCCCCAAGGAUUGAGGCUCUUAUCCAGCUCCAGGCCUUUGUGAGCAGGACAAGCAGCACCAGGAGCCCACAUCCCCUCCUGGUGCUUGGCUGCAGACAGCAGCCACCCCAGGGUGUGUGGCUGACUCAGCAGCAAAAGCUGAAACCAGCUGAAUUCUCUCUGUGACUGAAAGUGUGAACUGCUCUGAAAUGCACCCAGGUGAAGCAAGAGAACAGUUAUCAGUGCUUGGGAAGGAGACUCCAUCAGCAUAACUUGCUCAAUGAAUGCUUCAGAAAAUGAACAUUUAAUUGCUGGGCAGCUCUUUCUCGCAGCGGUCCAUUUGACAAAGAUGUGGCGUUAGUAAAUAACCAUUCCCUGAAAUACUUGGAUUCUUGUCUAGUAAGUUCAAGGGUUUCUGCUGAGUAUCUCACAGCUGAGGGGUGCCAAGGGCCCAGAGCAGCCAAAGAUGCAGAAAGCUCCGACAGCACCAGCACAGGCCCUUCCAGUUUCCGUAAGGAGGUCUCUGAGAUGGGUGCUGGAGUGCAACAGCGCAUGCACAGGGCUGCCUGCUUGUUCUGCACAGGUAAGGAUUCAGCUCACAAACAGGGAGUGCAGUGCAUUUCCUUUUCCCCAGUUUCUGGCUGUUCUUUGAGACUACUUGCAGUGAAGAACCAGGAUCAGCAGAUGAUGCCCCAGAGAAAAAGGGUAGGUGUGGAUUCACGGGGGGCAAAGGGCUGCUGUCUCCUAAGGCAGAUGCUGUGUGCUGAGGUACUUUGGGCUGGGGUUGUGUGACUGCUGUCACUGUCACAGCCCUCUGUGCCUCCAGGCAGGGGAGUGGCACUAAUAUUUGCUCCCUUAUCUGCAUGUCAGAGGAUAUCUGGUGCCAUGCACUCAGAGAUGACAUCAUGCACUGGGCUUCUUUUGGUUUCUUUAUGAACUGAUUGAUCAGAAGUCCGACAUGAUUUUCUUUCAAAACAGCAGGUUAAUUUUCCAGGAGGAAUCCCAGGUUGUUUCAGAUGGCAGGGAAGGGUGCAAUGGGUGGUGGGUCAGCUCGGGGUGAGCUGGGCAGCUCAGCCCAGCCAGCAGCAGCCCAUGAGAUGUCUGCUCCCAGGGGCUGCUUUUAGUCCCUGUGAAUGUGCAGUGAUCCCGAGUGGCUGUGACUGGCACAGGUUUGUUUGGAACAGAAGCUCCCUGUGAAGCCCUUGUUAAAAAGACUGUGCUGAGAGCCAGGGGGGGAGAGAGCAGCUUGGUGAAAGGGUGGGCUGGGGGGAAGCAUUGCUGCUCUCAGAUCCAUCUCCAGUCUAUGGCAGCCCAGGGCUGGGACUGCUGCUUGUGACUGGCUGGGGGACAGCUUGCCCAGGGUGGUAAAGAAAAAACAAAGGUUGUUCUGUGUGUCAAAGACAGUGGCCAAGUGGAGGCAAAGAUCUUAUGGCUCUGUGGAGAGAUCUAGGAUUGUAGGAAGAGGGGAAAGGAGAGGGUCAGGCACUCUCCAGGUCACCCUCCUGUUGUAACUUCGUGCUGCAUUUGCUGAGCGUUAAAAUCUACUUGGACAGUUUGAUCUGCCUCCUUGCCACCCCAAAACACCCCACCCAAAACAGGGAGAAGAAAGCAGCAGAUCUUACCUGUACCCUGUGCUGACAGGACCUGAUCUUGCAGAGCCUGGGAGCCCUUGCAGGGUCAGGCAGUGCCAGACUGCGGAGCAGAUCUCAAAUCCUGUCGGUUCACAUGGCUGCUGCAGUACCUCGAGGGACAGGGUGACUGCCCAGGUACUUCUGAGCAGGUUCCUGGCAAGUUUUUGGGAGUGCGAUUGGUUUUUUCCAUGUUUUCUCACUGCAGUGUGCCACACAGCAGCAUGGACUUGCCUGGUGUCCAACAUUCAGUGACAUUGCUGACCUGCACGCUAAAUUUAAAGUCCAAAUGCAUGUAAUUAGGUUCUAAUUACAUCUAAUUACAUCUUAAAGAAGGAAGGAGCCAGUAUCCUGCUUUUUCUCCAGGAUCCAAGUGACUUUCUCAUCUCUUGCUCAGGGCUCUGGAAGAGGAGCUGAACGAGCUGGGGUGGGGAAAGGCUGUGCAGGCACUUGGAGAAGGGAAUGGGAGAGGCCUGAAGGCUUCCUUGGACACAAACAACGUGUGAGGACUUUAACUCAUCGGUCAGACUGAGGGAACAACUAAAAAGAGCUUUGGAGAUGCUGUGGAUGUCGUGUCUCCCAACUGCCUCCCUCUUUCUUCUGCUUUUCCCGUGCUUCCCUGCCCAGGACAGUGGAGGAAAUGAACAGUCAGCAGAUGUUAUCAGUGCUUGGGAAGGAGACUCCAUCAGCAUAACUUGUCCAAUGAAUGAUUCACAAAAUCAAGUGGGAAUGUACUUGAGAGCUAUCAGACAGAAUCUCAAUGUGAUAUAUGUUCCCAAGGAUGAAUCUCCAAAAGUCAAUCCUGCCUUUGCUAAUCGCACCGAGUAUUCAAAGGAAGGGGAGAAUUUCAGGAUAACCCUGCAGAGGUUACAGGAAUCUGAUUCCAAAAUCUAUGUAUGCUCUGAGAUGGUUAAAAUCAAUGACCGUCACAAAGACCUAUAUGGGAAGACAACCAUAGUGGUGGUCAAAGCUAAAUCCAGCAGGGCUCUGGAGCAGUCACCACUUUAUGCCAACCCUGAGCAAGGCCAGUCUGUCAGGAUCACCUGUGUGUUGAAAAGCUCACCUGAAGCUGAGGGGUUCUACUUGCUCAGGACUCACGUGCAGCCUGCCAUAGUUCUGCAUGGGUCAAAGCUCAACAGAUCAAGGGUUUCUCUUGCCUUUAUGAGUCGCUUGGAGUAUUCAAGGGUAGGAAAUAGAACGGUGAUAACUCUACAUGACCUGCAGGAGGAUGACAGUGAUAACUAUGUCUGUGCUGAGGAGGUGACAAAUUCCCCUCUGCUCUCAUCGAGUGGCACCAUGGUGCUGGUUAAAGAAGUGGAGCAGGCAUGCAAGAAGAGCUCCUGGGGUUUGUAUGCCCUUAUUGCCGUGGUGGCACUGCUGUUCUGUGCCCUGGUGUGCUGCACCUUGUACCGUGUGGAUGUGAAGAAAUAUUUCCAGAAGAAAAAGCCCAAUGUGGUAUAUGAAGACAUGUCCUACAAUUCCAGACGUAGCACACUGGUCAGAACCAACACCUACAGCAGAGGUGAAUAAACUUCUGCCAGCUGGGACCAUAUGUACAUUGACCUUUCCCUUACAGGCAGCUCUGAGAGCUGCUUUCACCAGCUGAUGUAGUAGCUGAACUGAAAUUGCUAUCACCUACCUUCUUCAGUGUGAAGAAAAACCUCAUUUCCAAGGCUCUUUCUACUUUUUUUGAUUUUUUUUUUUUUGUGAUGUACAGAAAAUGUAGCGAAAUGCAGGUACCCUGGACAUGUGUGUGCAGUUCAGUGUGAAAAAGCAGCAUUUUGGGGCUAAAUGCAACAACAUAUGGACUUGUUUCUUUGACCAAUAACCCUUUCUGGGCAGGUGGGAUGGAUGGGGAGGUCUGGAUCUGAGCUUUGGUAAGUGCUCAGGAAGACCACACAGGUCUGUUCAAUAGUUUGCAAUGGAUCCACACAGGCCUGGAUUCCAGCUCUCUCAUGGAUCCUCGGGGUCUGCCCAAGAGCUCAAGCAGCUAAAACUACUCAAGAGUUACAGCAGGGAAAUCUGUUUUGAAGAAACUUCAGAAACGUGGCAGGGUGCAUCAUGAGUGUAGUGCUGGAUCCGUGUGGGCUCACUUGCUCCGAGGUCAUGACAGUCCCACAAAAACACAAUCAAGUCUAGAUUUUAAUUUACUGCCUCUGUCAGAGCUACUGGCAUGACUGAUGACUAAAAUUGAGUCCUGGUGGCUUCUUGGGACAGCAAAAAUGUUUGUGAUGUGCUGUCUCAGCAGGAUGUGUUUCUCCAGGUCAGUGACUCCACACUGUACAAGACAAGAUGAAAUCAUCUGGGGUAAAGCCAAUGCCUGCAUUCCAACCUGGGCACGGGUGGGGCUGAUCUAAAACCCCUUCUUACCAAAGGGAUUUAUCAAAACUCACAUCAGGCAAGAAGAGGCUAAAUUUGGUUUAGUAACAGUUUAUAGAACAGGUGGCUGUGGGAGCUGGGCUGAGGAAGGGCUCGGCCUCCUCCAGGGGUGUUUUGGUUUUGUAGUGUUGGGGCCACUGUGGAAAGUCAAUAAUGUUCCACAAAGGAAUGCUGGAUUGCCUUGAUACAGGGCAGGAUUGAUGGGGGUGACUUGUGGUUGCUGACGAGAGUUUCUCUCUAUUGAUGUAAUUGUUUAUUUUUUUGAAGGAUUAGGGUCAGUUUAUCUUUGAUGAGUGCAUAGCUGGAGCAGAGCCAGGCACAGAGGAAAAUUCUCUGACAAUGCUCUGACAAGAUCCCAGCUUGCCAGGACACUCCUGCCCCUCAGGAUAGCCCAUUUCCCUCUGAAUAUCACUCAUGAAAUGCUGUGCACCAGACCUGAGGGAGAAAUCCCCUCACUGGGGGGUGGCUGGUGCAGGUUCACCCUGUGAGCAAAGAGGUGCUGUCCUCACACGGCCAGACCUGAAUAAAUUGUGUUUGUGAUGGGGCUUUGUACAGUUCCUUGAUAUUUUCAUACAUAUAUUAAAACCUGUUUCAUAUAUCUUGCAAAUAAAUGGAUGUUUCUUUUAA